Molecule: messenger RNA, 3321 nt
Organism: Huiozyma naganishii CBS 8797
Lineage: Eukaryota; Fungi; Ascomycota; Saccharomycetes; Saccharomycetales; Saccharomycetaceae
Gene: VHC1
Product: Vhc1p
Exons: 1
Coding region: 1-3321 (1106 amino acids)
Biological process (GO): chloride transmembrane transport; potassium ion import across plasma membrane; cell volume homeostasis
Cellular component (GO): membrane
Molecular function (GO): potassium:chloride symporter activity
Source: RefSeq, a predicted model, not a curated record
AUGCCUUCCAAAUUUUACCAGAUUUUAGGUAGUCACAGGCCUACACAUGUGGUUACCGAAUCAACCUCGAAUGCGGCUUCAUUACUGCUCCCCGCGUCCAGAAGAGAAAGUGAAACGUACUUCAGCUAUCAUGCUACUCCGACUAGCGGGAAGCAGUCAUCUAGAUAUGACCCUGAAAAUCCUCAUAAGGAUAAAUUGGGUACUUAUGAUGGUGUUUUUGUCCCAACGGCACUGAAUGUGCUUUCUAUUUUGAUGUUUCUCCGGUUUGGAUUUAUUCUGGGACAGCUGGGUAUCAUUUGCACAAUCGGGUUACUCUUGCUCAGUUACCUGAUCAACCUUUUGACGACAUUAAGUAUAUCAGCAAUAUCGACAAACGGGACCGUACGAGGGGGUGGUGCGUAUUACAUGAUUUCGCGGUGUUUGGGCCCUGAAUUCGGCGGGUCCAUCGGCCUUGUAUUCUUUUUAGGACAAGUGUUCAAUAGCGGGAUGAACGCUAUUGGGAUUAUCGAACCAAUACUAUACAACCUAGGGAAAGCGGACUCCGAAGGGGUAUUGUUUUCGGUGCUACCGGACGGUAAUGAAUUGCGAUUCAUAUAUGCUACGAUUGUUCUGCUUUUUUGUUUUGGUAUUGCCCUGGUAGGUUCGCAGACAGUCUCUAAAGCUGGUAACAUUAUGUUCUUUGUGUUGGUUUCCUCAAUCGUUUCAAUCCCCAUUUCGACUUUUUUCAAACAUGCCUUUGAUGAUGGUCGUAUUGCAUAUACAGGUCCUCGUUGGGAAACGUUUAUGGGUAAUCUAUAUCCACACUUCACCAAAGGUGCGGCUGGAUCACUGCUAAAAAAGAAGGAAACUUUCAGCAACCUUUUUGGUGUUUUCUUCCCUGCAACCGCUGGUAUAUUUGCAGGUGCUGGGAUGUCUAGUGAACUGCGCAAACCUUCCAAGUCCAUACCGAAGGGAACUCUUUGGGGGCUGUUGUUCACUUUUCUAUGUUAUUCCGUGGUGGUUCUUUUUAUGAGUGCUUCUAUUCCCAGAGAGACUUUGUAUAGAGAGGUACAGGUGAUCCAAUCUGUUAGUGCUGUUCAGUGGUUAAUUUUCCUAGGAGAAUUAUCUACCUCUUUAUUUUCCAUCAUUGUCGGUAUGGUUGGAGCUGCAUACGUACUAGAAGCCAUAGCAAAGGAUUCAAUAAUUUUCGGUCUAUCACUGUUUUGCCGUAAACCGGUUUACUCCUUGGUAUUUACAUGGGUGCUAACACAGCUUUGUUUGUUUUCGGAUGUUAACAAAAUUGCCUCCUUUAUUACAAUGACGUUUUUGAUGACAUUUAUUGUCAUGAACUUGGCGUGUUUUUUCCUGGAAAUUGCAGCAGCACCAAACUUUAGACCAAGUUUCAAGUAUUUCGAUAGAUAUACUGCUUUUUCUGGUGCUGUACUUUCCGUAUUAGCCAUGAUUAUUGUGGAUGGUGUCAUUGCCUCUGCUCUUAUAUCAGCAAUGAUGAUCUUAUUUCUCAUAAUACAUUACUGCUGUCCACCCAAACCUUGGGGGGAUGUUUCUCAAAGCUUAAUAUACCAUCAAGUUCGAAAAUAUUUGCUGCGGUUGAAACAAGAUAAUAUCAAGUAUUGGAGACCACAAAUCUUAUUAUUAGUUGACAAUCCAAGAACAAGCUGGAACUUGAUUCGGUUUUGUAACCACUUGAAGAAGGGAGGUCUUUACAUUUUGGGUCAUGUUACAGUUACAUCGAAUUUUCAGAAGCAAUACGAAGAAUUGAAAAAGCAGAAAAGUGCAUGGUGUGAAAUCAGGGAUAUAGCAAAAAUCAAGGCCUUCAUCCAGGUUGGUACAGGUCCAACCUUACCUUGGGGCGUAAGAAACGUUUUCUUAGGAUCAGGGUUGGGAGGUAUGAAACCGAACAUUACGGUUGUCGGUUUUUUUGAUUUAUAUUCCAGACAUAAAGCACGCACUGCUUUAGAUUCAAAAGGCUUAACAUCGCGCCACGCUACAGACUCAAAUCAACUUGUUGUUGAUAUCCCUGAUUAUAAAGACCCCUUGCCUACCGAUGCAUGUAAGAAUGAGGAAAAGGUUAAAGUGACACAGUGGGUUCAGAUAAUUGAGGAUCUUUCUCUAAUGCAAUCCAAUAUUGCAAUUGCUCAUGGCUUUGCAGAUAUAGAGUUACCGACAGGUAAUGAAAACGAAACGAAGAAGAAAAAGGUUAUAGAUCUAUAUCCUAUCCAAAUGAGUGCUACUGUUGACGGUACUCGCGAGUGGCCAGCCAUGAUUUCUUCUAAUUUUGAUACAUACACCCUGAUUUUACAGCUCGGCGCAAUAUUAAUUACGGUUCCUGAAUGGAAAAGAACGCAUUUAGUCAGAGUGGUUCUUUUCGUUGAAAAAGAUGCUGACAGGUCUGCCGAAAUCCAAAGAAUGACAAAGUUAUUACAAGUUUUAAGAAUCGAAGCUGAGGUGUUGGUUGUGUCCCUGGACCAAUUCAGGUUUUACAAUACCAUUGUGAAUGGUGACAGCAUAUCACUCGACUACGUCAAUAUGAAACUGAAGGAUUCUCAAUGGUGGAAGGAUCUCGUUGAAGCAAGACAGACACUUUUCCCAAAACGUCGAUUCUCUACAACAAAGCCUAUAGAAACCAAUGCUCCAUAUGAUAAGUCCCAUUUGCACAGAUACGAUACAUCUAAAUUACAAAAACUUGGUGUAUCCUUCAAGAUGAGCUCAAAUAUGCCACAACAGCCACCAACUGUCUCUUCUACUAGUGAUUCAGACGAGUCAGGCGAAAUAGAUAGCGGGAAGCCAUCGAUUUCUUGUUCUCAACUCUCCAUCAAUCAGAUAUCAAAAAAGUUGAACAAGAUGCAUAAAACUAACAAUAGAUGCGACACUCUAAGGGAAAUUAAAUCGACACACAGUCUGAAGCCUGUUUUUUCAAGUAACACUAUUCCAAAGACCAGGAUAUUAGAAGAUGGGACUGGUGAUAAACCUACACUAGUUCCUAUUGCAGAUGAAGAUUUGGCAUCGGAGUCCACACGGAAUGAGGUGUUACCGGAUCUGUCUCCUUGUGACUCGGAGGAAAGUUUGGUUACAGCCAUGAAAAAUGUCAAGUUCGACGACUUGCCUGGUAUAGCGCAGCAUCUGAUUUUGAACGAUGUAAUGAAACAAGUUUCCAGGGAAUCGGGACUUAUCUUUUCUACUUUACCAAUACCACCCCUAGGAACACAUAAGGACUACGAUGACAGCUUGCAAUAUGUGAAGGAUUUGGAUAUUUGGUUGGACGGCUUACCGCCUACUAUGUUAAUUAACUCACAAACUAUGACAGUAACUACAGCACUCUAA